Camponotus floridanus (Florida carpenter ant) is the source of this 3176-nucleotide messenger RNA. RefSeq names its product MMS19 nucleotide excision repair protein homolog (gene Mms19). Bases 130 to 3009 code for a protein of 959 amino acids. Gene Ontology annotation, biological process: iron-sulfur cluster assembly. NCBI's taxonomy places the organism in Eukaryota, Metazoa, Arthropoda, Insecta, Hymenoptera, Formicidae. The record is from RefSeq and is a predicted model, not a curated record. The transcript is spliced from 9 exons. Gene Ontology annotation, cellular component: cytosolic [4Fe-4S] assembly targeting complex.
GUGCAUAUGUAGAUUCAUAUGUGUGUACAAUGUACAUAGUGUACAUAGUAUAUACACGUGUGGUUUAACAUCUUACGAUAUAUCGUCGAUACAUAUUAGUUGAUUGUUAAAUAAUAUAUAUUUUCGGUUAUGGCAUCUUUAAAUUUUGAUUUAAAAGAGAGACUAGAUAUCUGUUUCAACGAUACGACGACUUUGGAUCCACUAUGCAAAAGUAUAUCCUCGGAAAUUGAAUCAGGUUCUAUGAAACUUGGCACGUUUGUAGAAACAUUAGGCUCCUACAUGACAGACCAAAAUGUUCUUACAAGAGAAAAAGGGGUUACAAUUCUUUCUUCUGUCUUGUCACAGAUAUCCCAAGAUUAUCUUACUGAAUCUGAAUUGUAUUUUAUUACAAUAUUUUAUUGCGAUAGGAUAAAGGAUCAUUAUAAUAUCAUACCAUCUGUAUUAAAUGGCAUUCUAGCACUUGUAAACAUGAAUCGGUUGCCUCAAGGUGCACCAUUGUCGCUAUUAAGAGUUAUGUUUGAGCAUGUUCAGUGUCAAUCUCUGCCAUUAUCGGAACGUCGCAAAAUAUAUAUAAUAUUCAAAAUUUUGAUAGAAAACAAAAUAGAUGAUUUGAUAUCCAUGGGAUCCGAUUUAGUUUAUGGCAUUAUUAAUUCUAUCGAUGGUGAAAGAGAUCCAAACAAUCUCGUGUUAUUAUUUAAUGUACUACCACAUUUUAUAAAAAAAUUCCCACUGGAACAUUUAACUGAAGAAAUGUUUGAGGUUAUGGCAUGUUACUUCCCAGUUGAUUUCAAUCCUUCUGGCAGCGAAGAUUUAAAUGUGACACGGGAAGAUUUGGCAAAAAGAUUGGCUCCUUGCUUAUGCGUUAUUCCAGAGUUUGCAGAUUAUUGUAUUCCUCUUAUAAUUGACAAAUUAUAUUCCACCCAUAGAAUUGCUAAACUUGACUCCUUAAAUCUAUUGCGCGAAGGUGUUCAAACAUUUGAGCUGUUAAAAGUGAAAUCUCAUCUAUCGGAACUAUGGACAAUUUUAAAAAAAGAAAUUAUGUCAGAAAAGGACGUCGAAAUAAAAGAUGCUGCUUUAGAAGCAAUAACAUCAUUAAUUAAAAUUAUAUCAGUCGACGAAGCUGUUUGCAAAAAUUUCAUCAAUCAAGUAAUCACCGAUAUAAAAUUUUCCCUAUCCGAUGUACAGCUUAGUUUAUAUAGAUCUGCUCAGAGAUUAUUGGAGACAAUAGCAGUAAUUAGUAAAACAGUAUGCGUACAAAUCUUGCAAAUUGUAAUACCCUUAUGUAUCGGUCAAUAUUCUACAAAAAAUUCAUCAAAUGAUAAAAUUGCAUUGAUAGAAACUUUAAAUAAUUUUGUGAAAAUUUGUUCCCAUCAUGGCUUUUGCAUUCAAGAUGUUUCAGAAUUAGCAUGGACAAAUAUACUUCAAAUAUAUUUAGAUGGCUCGGUGGUAGAAAAUACAGAGUUGAAAAGCAGAAUAUUUGUUGGCUUAAUGAUUCAAAAGGCUUAUCUAAACGAUGUACAACGCACUGUUUUCUAUAAUGUGAUAUGCAAUGAAAUUGAAGCAGGCUGCGAUGAAAUACAGAUUAUAUGUCAUACAGCUAUUAUAGAUUUUGCUACAAUGUAUCUUCAAGAAAUAUUGUUGCUAAUUAAAGACAGAUUAUUAUCAAAAACAGAUGAAACGAGAGUAGAAAUACUGAAACGUAGGAUAAAAGCUUUGACAGCGGUAGCAAAAAUAUAUGAAUUAGGUUGUGCGAUUCUCCCGCAAAUUGUUACAAUGUCAACAAGUAAUAUUGAUAAUGACAUAUGCAUUACAGCUUUACUGAAUAUCCAGAAACUAAUCGCUUCUAAGAAAUCCGAUUUCAAUAUACACCGAUUUCUAUAUAACGAAUGCCAUAUUAUUGAUAAAUUAAUUUUGUACAAGACAAAUGUGAUUGAUCAUAAAAUGUUGAUUUCUAAUAUUUGUCAAUUAAUUAUGCGAAAUCUUACAAUCGAAGAACAAUGCGCAAUUCUAGCAAAGUACGCUGUAGCUUUAAAUACAAAAAUUUUGGAAACUGACGUGACCAUCAUAAUAAUGAAUCUUUUCAUUCCUUUGCGGAAAGAUAUCAAUUUGAAUAUAAGUAAUGAUAUGGUGGAAAAUUUAUAUAAUCUAGCAAUCGGUAAUCGCAAUCUGGAUAUAAAACAAACAAGCUGUAAAUUUUUAUCUGUUUUAUUAAACAAAAUGGAGAUGGCAGAUCUUAAUCGAAUUGUACCUUAUCUCGAAGACAAGAUAGAUAAUAAUUUAAAAACGGAUAAUGAUAUCGAACUAAGGCAGGAUACAAUUAACAUUCAAAUUUGGAUAACUAAAGCAUUUGUUAUGAGAGGAUACAGCAAGUCUCAAUAUUUCUUGAAGAAUCUUACGCAUCUACUAACUCACGACGAAAUGGGUCAAUUUGUAAGCGAACAAUAUCAAAUAUUAGUAAGUAAAUACGAAGAUGCCUUAAUAGAGGAAAAUUUUUGCGAUAUAAAAAUUUUUUAUAAACAAAGAGUAUUUGAAUAUUUGUUGCAACAAGCUAUUAAUUUUACGAGAUCAAGUAGGCAGAAUUAUUUUGUCGCUUUGGUACAUUUAUUGGAACAAAUGCCUGAAGAAUUAUUACUUUUGCAUUUGACCGAGUUGGUGCCAUUGUUGAUUGAAUCUCUAACUUUAAGCAAUGAGCAUUUAAUUUUCCGGACUUUAAUAUCGCUUAAACUUUUACUCGACACAAAACACGACAUAUUUUUGGACAAUGUACAAUGUGUCAUACCAAAACUUGUGCAAUUGUCAAUACAUCGAAUCAUGGAUGUUAGAAUCGCGGCUCUGGAAUGUUUGGCGCAUUAUGCCUGUUAUCCCUCAGUUUUGAUCAAUCCAUACAAGCAAGUUGUAUUAGACAAAUUGGGGAUAGUAGUCGAUGAUCGCAAACGUUUAGUCAGGAGAGCUGCUGUGGAAGCGAGAAUACGAUGGUUUAUAGCAGAUGCAUCUGAAUCCAAAGAAUGAAUAUUGCAGAAUUUUACAUAUAAAUUCUAAUCAUCUAAUAUGACAAUAUAUAAUCUAUAUUACAUAUAGAUUUCAUAUUUUUCGCCUUAUUUUAUAUAUUUUGAAAAAUGUAAAUUUCUUACUGUUAAAUUGUCAAUAUACAGGCGAGUGAUGUUUAUAGAUUGGUA